AGGGGCGGGCAUUACAGUUUGUCAAUCAGUUGCCUAAGCAUUGAGCAAGGCAAGCCUUUCUUGUUAGCUAUUUAUCAAACUGUUCAGUGCGGGCAUAUUUCUUAAAUCUUCUCACAUUUGUUUGUACAUAUUUGAAAACGUGUUUAACACAUUAACCGACUUGUAGUUUUCUUUUCUUAUCAAAUACAUAAGGUGAGACUGUCGGUAGAGCGCAGCUAGCCGGGUAUCAGUUCAGGCUAGUGAAUGUGUAUCUGUAGUAGCCCCCGUGUUAGCUCGAUAGCUAGCUGAGCAGCGGUAACACUCAGAGGAGGAAUGAACCAUAAAAGUAAGAAGCGGAUUAAAGAGGCGAAACGGAGCGCCAGACCCGAACUGAAGGAUUCAAUAGACUGGAUAAAACACGACUAUCACCAGACUUUUGACGUGUCACAACGCACCGUGAAGGACAACGUUGAGCGUGUGGAUGCCCGACAUCUUACUCCUGAAGAGUUCAUCCAGCGUUUCGAGCGGCCCUACAAGCCUGUUGUCCUGCUCAAUGCCCAGGAGAACUGGCCGGCUCAGGAGAAAUGGACUUUGGAGCGCCUCAAACGCAAAUACCGCAACCAAAAAUUUAAGUGUGGAGAGGACAACGAUGGAUACUCAGUGAAGAUGAAGAUGAAGUACUACAUGGAGUAUCUGGAGACUACCAGGGAUGACAGCCCGCUCUACAUCUUCGACAGCAGCUACGGCGAACAUGCCAAACGCAGGAAGCUGCUGGAGGACUACCAGGUGCCCAUCUUCUUCAGGGAUGACCUGUUCCAGUUUGCAGGAGAGAAGCGCAGACCACCAUACAGGUGGUUUGUAAUGGGCCCGGCCCGCUCUGGCACCGGCAUCCAUAUCGAUCCACUGGGCACCAGCGCCUGGAAUGCCCUCGUUCAAGGACACAAGAGGUGGUGUCUGUUCCCCACCAACACACCCCGGGAGCUGAUCAAGGUGACCAGAGAGGAUGGUGGCAACCAGCAGGAUGAGGCUAUCACCUGGUUCAACGUGGUUUAUCCUCGAACGCAGCAGCCGAACUGGCCUCCAGAGUUCGCACCGCUGGAGAUCCUCCAAAAACCUGGGGAGACCGUUUUUGUGCCUGGCGGUUGGUGGCACGUGGUCCUCAACCUGGACACAACAAUCGCCGUCACUCAGAACUUUGCCAGCACGACCAACUUUCCCAUCGUGUGGCACAAAACUGUCCGAGGGCGACCCAAACUCUCCAGGAAGUGGUACCGAAUCUUAAAGCAGGAGAGGCCAGACCUGGCAGCGCUGGCUGACAAAGUGGACCUUCAGGAGUCGACGGGCAUCGCAUCGGACAGCUCUAGCGACUCUUCAUCAUCAUCAUCCUCCAGCUCGUCCGACUCUGACUCUGAUGCAGCAUCAGGCUCUGAGGGGGACGCCAUGUCCCACCGCAGGAAGAAGAGACGGACCUGUGGGACGGCGGCCAAUGGUGACACCAGCAGCCAGGACGACUGCGUCAGCAAGGAGAGGAGCUCGUCACGGUGACCUCCAGCCACCUCCGUCCUGCCUCCACCCACCUCCAGCUGGUGACUCCUUCGCUCAUGAACACAGAAACAGCUGCUUCCUGUCUAGUUUAGGUAAAUGUCUAAACACUUCAGUGAAAAGCGUUGUUAGAUUUAGGAGGAGGAUCCACUGGAGACCUGUCACCACUGUGCUUUCAAUCAAUAUUUGUUUGUGUCUGUUGCGUCUGUAGUGUGAGGACAUGGAGGAGAGUAUGAAGAGAGAUUAUAGCCUGUAACCGGACUGGGGAGUAUGGUGAAACUGGGAACUUGUUGUGGGCUUUAAAAGUCUCUGAGCUGUGUUGUGAUGUGAGCCUGUUGAGAAAUGAAGGGAUGGGAAUAUUUCUGAGGGGCGUCUGUAACUGUAAACAUGAAAUUCAGCCACCAGAAGAGCUGAAAAUCAACUGUCUGUAGUUUAACACCCUGUGUCGCUGCAGCAGUACUUACACAUCUCUGUACAUUUAGAAUAUAUGUUAAACUUGGGCCUCUAUUUUCACAUGUGUAAAAUGGCUAGAUUUGAAUUUUGUGUUAUCGUUUUGUUCUUUUUAUGUGCUAAUUGAAAAUACUGAGACACACUGGGGAAAAAAAUCAACACACUGUUUUGUUGUAAUGCACACAUAAUUGGAAGUAGUUCACAUAAGCUACUUUAAAACACUAAGACAGCACAAUUGACACAUUUUCUUCAUAUUUCAGGGUGUGCAGCUGGAGGUGAAUGCUAAUUUGUCUGCAGACUGAUGGUUGUCAGUGAGCCUUUCUCUGUAACUGGGGAGGUUCGUGAUUGUUAGCUCAUCUUUCCAGGCGAGUAACCGUGUUGAAACUAGAGGCCCAAGUCGUCUUUAGGAGUCCAUAGAUUGGUGUCCAUUAAUGACCAUUCAAAAUGAAAACUCACCACCAAAUGUCAUUUAAAACUCUGGUGGCUUUUCCGUAAACUGGUUGGAGGUGUUGUCAUCUCUUCUAGCUGCCUUGGUGAUUUAACUUCAUGCUGGAAGUGUCACUUUAGUCAUCUAGCCUUAAAGAAGUAGAAGAGUUAAAGAAAACACAUGCAUGUAAAAGCAUGGAUUCAGAGUUACGCUGUAUUAAAUACCAGAGACUGAAGGUUGUGUUGCAGCAGCUCGGCCUUCACUUUGAUGUUCUGCCUGCUUUGUGCCAAAACGCAGCAAAUGAGAGAAACUGUCCAGAGGCACAGAAGGCUGGCUUAAUGUGGAGUCAGAUUGAGUUUGUAGUUGUAAUAAAUGACAGCAGAGGGCACUAGACACACUGCUGCUUUUUUUUUUAACUCCAGUGGAUGUAAGAGAUGGUUUUGGAGUCUGAUAAGGCUGGUGUGUUUCAGAAUGAACAGAGUUUAUUAGCAUUUAUUAAUCAGGUCGUGCAUCUUGUCGAGGUUCAGCUGUCGAGCUUUCAGUAGAAGAAGAGUGAGUGAUUCGAUGAGCAACUAAUCAAACAUCAGCUAAUAAAUAUUUUUAUCAAUGAUUAAUUUGCCAAUUAGAGCUGAAACAUAAAUUGGUCAACAAACUAGAAAUCAACAGCUGCCGAUUCAUUUGUCAUUUAGUUUUUAACGCAAAUGUGGGGAAAAAAUAUCUUGCUGCUUCUUAAAUGUGACUAUUUUUUUGUUUUCUUCCUCUUCUGUGAUAUUUAACUGAAUGAUAAUGGGUUUUGCACUGUUGGUCAAACAAAAUGAGACAUAUGAAGGGAACUUUUUCCUACUGCUGACAUUUUAAAGACCAGUGAUUUCCCCCUGGACGACCAGAGCGACUUGUACUUUUGUCCCAGAGGUUACUCUUGCAGUUACCAGGAGGAACAUGGAAAGAUAACUGAAAAAACAGCAGUUAUGAUUCGGUAAAAUAUCCACAUAUUUGUAUUUAGGAAUCAAAUAACACCGAAACAGGAUUGCAAGUUAAACCAUCAGCUUUGAUAGCCAAUGCUAUACAGGAAACACCUGCACACCACCCGAAGGAGUAUCUGAGCUCAUCUGACAGUAAUGGUCGUGAACCCAUUGUUACAGUUGAUAAUGAAAAUGAACAUUAUAUCUUGAUUAACUGGUUGAUUUAACAUCAGAGAUAAGUAAAAUAUGUAUUUUCAAAUGUCCCAUUUUGACCAACCAACAGACCAAAACCUAAUAUAUUCAGUUUCCUGUGAUAGAAAACAGAAAAUUCUCACUUUUUUGCUUUAAAAAUGUCUUAAAUAAUUAAUAAUUUACCAGAAUAGCUGCUAAUAGCUCUUCGGUUGAUCCACAAUUCUUACUGAAGCUUUGUGCAGCCCUUACUAAAAGCCUGAGUUGCGUAUAAUGAACUGUAAAGUUCUCCAGAUGACGUAACUUGCUGUAUGUGUGCAGUUGAUAUGAAUCUGUUGCUUUAGACUUAAAGUGCCUAUAAAGAAGCUUGUUAGUGUGACUGUUGGGGAGGUUUAUGUGUUUUUAUCUGUUCUUAAACUAAUUUAAGGCACUGUGUUGGUCUCUGAGGUCGGUCACAUAGUGUCGUUCCCCCCCCCCCCCCCCCCAUCCUGUAGGUUAAAUGUUGAUGAAGUGAAUCAGCCCCUGAUGUGAUAAAUUUCAUUUUUGAUCAAUAAAAUCUUUUCUAUGACUCGAAA
This is a messenger RNA of Epinephelus fuscoguttatus (brown-marbled grouper), 4124 nucleotides long. It is a transcript of the gene jmjd6, whose product is annotated as jumonji domain containing 6, arginine demethylase and lysine hydroxylase. Lineage: Eukaryota; Metazoa; Chordata; Actinopteri; Perciformes; Serranidae. The transcript is spliced from 6 exons. Gene Ontology annotation, molecular function: P-TEFb complex binding; histone H4R3 demethylase activity. The record is from RefSeq and is a predicted model, not a curated record. The coding region runs from base 313 to 1524 and encodes 403 amino acids. Gene Ontology annotation, biological process: phagocytosis. Gene Ontology annotation, cellular component: nucleus; cytoplasm.